AUGUCACUACCGUUGACAACACUACUGGUAUUGUUGGCCUGGAGCGGCAUCUCGGCAGGAAGCUCGCCCGCCCAAGGUCCGGAACCUUGCGACUCCAUCUGGGUAGGAUAUCAAUGUCAACCCCAGAUCUCUCACUCUUGGGGCCAAUAUUCGCCCUACUUCAGGGUGCCUUCCGAGAUUUCAGCCAAGAUCCCGCAUAAUUGUGAAAUUACGUCCGCGCAAAUUCUCUCCCGUCAUGGCGCCCGAGACCCGACCGCGUCAAAGACAAAAGUGUAUAAUGCCACGAUCUCACAGAUCAGAGCAAACGCGACGGCCUUCGUUGGCCCAUCUGCUUUUCUCGUCAAUUACUCGUACACCCUGGGCGCGGACCAGCUGACCACCUUCGGACAAGAUCAAAUGGUCAAGUCGGGCAUCAAAUUCUAUACGCGGUACGCGUCACUGGCAAGGACAGUCGAGCCCUUCGUUCGCUCGUCCAGCGAGGACCGAGUUGUCGAAUCAGCCACGAACUGGACGGAAGGAUUUCACGCCGCUAAACUGGCAGACAAGUCUGCCGCCGACGGGGACCGAUACCCCUAUCCGAUCGUUUUGCAGUACGAAGGAGAUGGCUUCAACAAUACCCUGAACCACGCCCUCUGCACCGAGUUCGAGAACGGCACAUACAGCGACAUUGGUGACGACGCUCAAGCCGCCUGGGCCAAGAUCUUCAUCCCGCCAAUCCAAGCACGUCUCAAUGCCGAUUUGCCAGGCGCAAACCUCAGCAUUGACCAGACCAUCUAUAUGAUGGAUCUCUGCCCUUUCAACACGGUAGCGAACGAGAACGGCGAUAUUUCUCCCUUCUGCGCGCUCUUCACCGACCUCGAAUGGGACCAAUACUCCUACUACGAAACACUGGGCAAGUACUACGGCUAUUCAUACGGCAACCCCCUGGGCCCGACACAGGGCGUCGGGUUCGUCAACGAGCUCAUCGCAAGGCUAACAAACACGCCCGUCCAAGACCACACGUCGACAAACCACACUCUGGACGACAGUCCCGCGACGUUUCCCCUCGGCCGAAAAUUGUACGCUGAUUUCAGCCACGACAACGACAUGACCGCCAUCUUCUCCGCGUUGGGGUUCUACAACGAAACCAUGCCAUUACCAAAUUCCACGGUCGUCGAGCCUGAAGCUGCCUCCGGAUACAGCGCAUCGUGGACCGUCCCCUUCGCUGCCAGAGCGUAUGUGGAAAAGAUGCAAUGCAAGGGCCAGCCAGAGGAGCUGGUGCGUGUGAUCGUGAACGACCGUGUCCAGCCAUUGACACAGUGCGGAGGCGAUGAGCUGGGUCGGUGCUCACUGAGCGACUUCGUGUCAAGUCUGGGGUUCGCGAAGACGGGAGGAGAUUGGGCUCAGUGUUUCGUCUGA
Molecule: messenger RNA, 1398 nt
Organism: Cladophialophora yegresii CBS 114405
Lineage: Eukaryota; Fungi; Ascomycota; Eurotiomycetes; Chaetothyriales; Herpotrichiellaceae
Product: 3-phytase
Exons: 2
Coding region: 1-1398 (465 amino acids)
Molecular function (GO): acid phosphatase activity
Source: RefSeq, a predicted model, not a curated record